Molecule: messenger RNA, 1779 nt
Organism: Fusarium poae
Lineage: Eukaryota; Fungi; Ascomycota; Sordariomycetes; Hypocreales; Nectriaceae
Exons: 6
Coding region: 1-1779 (592 amino acids)
Molecular function (GO): acid phosphatase activity
Source: RefSeq, a predicted model, not a curated record
AUGGCCGCAGCUUCAGGGUUACUCAAGGGAAAGGUUGGUUCUGGUUCCGCAGGAUACCAGCCAGUUUAUCAAGAUGAAGGCGAUGGACACGAUGAGGGUCACCCGGCACCCCACGUCCAGCCAGUCGCUCCCCGGGGGCCAACGCGAACCUACCGCAAUAUGGUGGUUAUUCUCUCAGGCCUUGUCGUCAUCCUCAUGGCUAUGAACCUCUACCUGAGUCUUCCUUUAGCUUUUAGUUCCGGCUCCGGCUCGUGUCCGGAUGACCCACCCCGAGUGCCCCAGUAUUUCCAAAUAUCGCCGAACCUAUGGCCCGGUGUGACGGAAACUGGCAAGCCGGCUUUCAUGGCCCAGACUCGCGUCUUCGAGCCUACGGCUACUUUUGUCCCCAAUGAUCCGCUGCAGACCUCCAUCCCGAUCGAGGGCAUGAAAGAGGGUAACCGAAGCAUCUUCCAGAUGAUGGGUUACCUAAGUCCCUAUUCUCCCUCUACCGGCUUCGGUGUUGAUGAAUAUCCUAUUCCCCCAGGUGCAGAGAUUGUUCAAGUACAGAUGCUGUCCCGUCAUGGUGCCCGUUACCCAACCCCUGGUGCAAAUGUUGCGACCCUUGGUGAACGUCUUGCGAAUGCUUCAGCAAGUCUCAAGACCACCGGAGCCUUGGAGUUCCUCAACGAUUGGAAGUAUGAGCUCGGCAAGGCUAUCCUAGUGCCGAGGGGCCGUCAGGAGCUUUUCGAGUCCGGUAUCUUGCACAGCUACAUGUAUGGCAGCUUGUACAACCCCCAGAGCAAGCUCAUUGUCAGAACCACCACACAAGACCGUAUGCUCAAGUCUGCUGAGAACUGGAUGGCUGGAUUCUUCGGUCUCGAGUGGGCCAACAAUGCUACCAUUGAAGUCAUAAUUGAAGCCCCUGGCUUCAACAACUCACUCGCCGGCAGUCUCAAUUGCCCUAACGUAAACAAGGCGGAUUACGUGACCCCUGUGGCGGCAUGGUAUGAAAAGUACUUGAAGGAUGCGACGGAUCGGUUCAAUAACGUGACCGAAGGCUUUACUUGGACUGCAGCGGACGUUUGGGCUGCACAGAAUAUGUGUCCUUACGAGACUGUCGCCUAUGGCUUCAGCAGAUUCUGCGACCUCUUCACCUAUGAGGAGUGGGAGCACUUUGGCUACUCGAUCGACCUGGGAUUUUCUUCCGGAGCCGGGUUCCAGAGUCCUAUCGGUAGAGCAACCGGUCUUGGUUACCAGCAAGAGGUUAUUGCACGCCUCAAGAACCACACCCUUGGUUACUCUGGCUCCCAAAUCAACACCACUCUGGAUGGCAUGACAGAGACAUUCCCUCUGAACCAAAGCCUCUACUUUGACUUCUCUCACGACACCAACAUCAUCUCUAUUCUGACAGCUUUCGGUUUCCGCCAGUUCGCCGAAGAUCUCCCCACCGACAAGUACCCCGAUGGCCACGAAUUUGUCGUCUCCAAGAUUACACCUUUCGGUGCCCGUCUUGAUAUCGAAAUCAUCAAGGCACCCCAGCCUGUCUCGCCGGAUAGGGAUGGCUACCAGGAAGGCAAGGAGACCAAGUACAUCCAUUUUGUGCUCAACCAGCGGACUUUGCCCCUGGGCAAGAGUUUCCCAGAGUGCGAUGUCAACCGUAAGGAUGGUUGGUGUGAGCUUGACACGUUCCUUGAGGUUCAGGACAAGAUGGCCGAAAAGGCACAGUUUGAUUACUCUUGUUUUGGUGAUUACUCAGCGCCGCCGUACGGUAAAGUUACGGAUGGAGUGCCACCAUCAUAA